Molecule: messenger RNA, 4319 nt
Organism: Aedes albopictus (Asian tiger mosquito)
Lineage: Eukaryota; Metazoa; Arthropoda; Insecta; Diptera; Culicidae
Gene: Lpin
Product: phosphatidate phosphatase LPIN3
Exons: 6
Coding region: 254-3313 (1019 amino acids)
Biological process (GO): positive regulation of transcription by RNA polymerase II; triglyceride biosynthetic process; fatty acid catabolic process
Cellular component (GO): nucleus
Molecular function (GO): phosphatidate phosphatase activity; transcription coactivator activity
Source: RefSeq, a predicted model, not a curated record
CACUUCUGGCUCCGUUCAAAGUUCAGUUCGUCGUCGCUGUCGUCCUAGUUGAAUGGAACAAAAAGAAAAGUGCGAAUUUUGUGGAUUUUAUUAACUUUUGCAUCACAAAUCCAUUGAUAUUCUUUAGUGCAAACCGAACUCGCAAAAGAAGGAAGUGUUAUCACAAAGUUUGAGGCUCAGUGUGUUUGAAACACGUCAGUUAAACUUGUUGAAUCUAGAAUAGUGUGAUAAGUCUACAAGACAUUAAUUCAAAAUGAAUAGUAUCGUAAAAGUGUUUAGUAACUUCCGGGAAUUCUACAGUGAAAUCAAUGGUGCUACGUUGACAGGGGCAAUAGAUGUUAUCAUAGUGGAGCAGCCAGAUGGAUCGUUCGUGUGUUCCCCGUUCCACGUGCGUUUCGGCAAACUUGGAGUUCUCAGGAGUCGCGAGAAAAUUGUAGAUAUUGAAAUAAAUGGCGAGCCGGUUGACAUUCACAUGAAACUAGGUGAAUCCGGUGAAGCCUUCUUUGUCGAAGAGUGUCUUGAAGAAGAUGGCGAAGUUCCGGCUCAUAUGGCAACUUCGCCAAUUCCCACUAGUUCGUUCAAUGCAAAUUACGAAAAUUCUAUUGUAACAGUUACUAAACAGUUGGAAGAUGAGAAUUUGCCAAGGCCAAGGCGUAAUUCGAUUGAUUUGUCGAAGGAAAAUACCGAGUCAGAUAAAUCAAAAUUUGAGAACCAGAAAUCCGAUUUCAGCCACCGGCGGCACACAGAUAACACUACAGGAAGACCCGACCUAACUUUGACCAAGAAAGAAUUUACUACUCAAAAAAUUCGCCAAGAAUGGGCAGAAGUGGAACAGGAACAAAUUUUCCAAAUGGACGGAAUUGAAAGCUCAACUACUGAAUGGCAAAAUAGCACUUUACUUCCUAGUAACAACGAAGAGGAUAAACAUUUUAAACCUAUUGAAACAGUUCCUACCUCAACGGAAUCUAAGCCAACCAAUUCGGAGUUAGCAGUUCAAGAGGAUCAACAGGCACAGCUGCUAGAAGACAAAACUAAUGCGGAUUCGAAAUCAAAAAAGAAGCGCAGAAAGCGGUCAAUCAUGAAGAAGAAAAAUUCUCAACGGAAAAAUUCGUCCAGCAGCUCCGGAGGAUCGAAUCAUUCGGACCAGAACGAAGGUGUUGAAACUGAUAGUAUUACUGCAUCCCAACCUACUGCCUCAUCUGCUAGUGGAUCUCCGAAGGACGGUGAGCCGGAAAAUGUGCCGACAGUAACUGCAGAAAAUGCACUUAAAGAGACCCCUGAAAUACCGACCCGGGGUCACGAAUUGGAUAUUCAUUUCUUCAGUGACACUGAAGUUACAGCCGGUACUAGUCCUCGCCAAUCUCGCCCUUCAACACCGAUUCAAAGUGACACCGAAUUUGAAAUCUCCCAACGUGAGAAUACGGAAGGCGAUAACAUGUCCGCUUCGUGGAAAUGGGGAGAACUUCCAACCAAACCAGAAGAUACUGAAGACUUGAGCACCUCACAGGGGAAACAAGCUCAACGUAAUUCGAUGCUCAGUGGUUUGAUGAGUUUUAUGAAGUAUAACAACAAGAAAAUGCGAAAAAACGUCCCAGAGGGUUUGUAUCUGUCGGAUCUUGACGAAUCUUUAGAUCCGGAAGUAGCUGCUCUAUACUUUCCACCAGUUUCUUCUAAAGCUCAGCAUGCGCAAACGGAAGAAGACAGAGAAAGCGGAAACGGAACAUCUCUACCGCAUAGCCCUACAUCACUGGAAGGUAUCAAGAGCUUGGAUUCCGAUUAUGACGACAACAAGGACAAGCUUUCGUUGGAUUUCAUCUCUCUUUCCUUGUGCGGCGGUUUGGACAAUGGCACACCAACGUAUGAAGAGUUUGAGAAGCAUCGCCUUCAGUAUGCAGAUGUGUGUAACAAUCCAGCCAUUUUCUCUUCGCCGGAUCUGGUAGUACGGAUCAAUGACAAAUACUGUUCAUGGCAAGCCGCCUGCCCGCAGGUGAUGACAAUGCUGGCAUUUCAAAAGUCGCUUCCGAAUGAACAGGCAGAAACUCCAGGCAAGCCAAAGUCACUGGACGUUGCUGCGGCUGGUUCCGUAGAUGCCGACGCACAAGCCACCAAGCAACAAGUUUCGCAGACGUCGGCAGAGGCCAAUCGUGGCGGACGUUGGUGGUAUUGGCGUAGAUCCAACGACAAAGCCACUAUGAAAACUGACAACGAAAUGUCUGAACAGCCGUCGAAAACAUCCGCCAUAGCUACGCAAACAUCUCGAUCAAAUACUCCGGAGGACGUUGGGACCAUGACGGAGAGUCUCAGCAAAACCAAAGAGGAUGGAUACAACGGUUCGCUUAGUUCGGAGGAUUCCGAACUUCCCACGGAUCAACCUACGCAUCAGGAGUUCAUGCUGAAUAAAUCGGACAGUUUCAUCGAGAAGUAUCGAAAAACACUUCGGCUGUCGUCCGAACAAAUCGAAAGUCUCAAUCUCAAUGAGGGAAUGAAUGAAAUUAUGUUCAGCGUGACUACAGCUUACCAAGGAACAACGCGUUGCAAAUGCUAUCUUUUCAAGUGGAAAUACAAUGAUAAAGUUGUGAUUUCCGAUAUUGACGGAACAAUCACAAAGUCCGAUGUUCUUGGACACCUUCUUCCAAUGGUCGGCAGAAAUUGGGAACAAAUAGGCGUUGCUCAGCUGUUUUCCAAAAUUGAAGAAAAUGGUUACAAGAUGUUGUAUCUUUCGGCACGUGCCAUUGGUCAAUCUAAGACGACCAGAGACUACCUGCAGUCCAUACGUCAGGGCGAUGUGAAACUGCCGGAUGGUCCGUUGCUCCUCAAUCCUACCUCGUUGAUGUCGGCUUUCCACCGGGAGGUUAUCGAAAAGAAACCGGAACAGUUCAAAAUAGCUUGUCUGAGUGACAUUCAGGCACUAUUCCCGGAUAAAAACCCUUUCUACGCGGGAUACGGCAACAGAAUAAAUGACGUAUGGGCUUAUCGUGCAGUCGGAAUACCCAUAUCUCGCAUUUUCACCAUCAACACAAAGGGCGAACUGAAGCAUGAAUUGACGCAAACAUUCCAAUCAACCUACGCAAACAUGGCAUACAUUGUGGAUCAACUAUUCCCUCCCAUCAAGCACAUAGAAGAAGAGGAUAGCGAGUUCACCAGCUUCAACUACUGGCGGGAUCCAGUACCGGACAUCGAUUUGACCUUCGAUAUGUCCAGCAGCUCUCAGAGUGGAAGCGGCAGUUCUACGCCGGUAUCGCUUUUAUCGGGUAAAGUGACUCCCACUAGCACACUGGUACAACAGGCCCUACCUACUAUUCCGGAAAAUUAAACCAUCUUUAAUUUCGUUUUCCAAAGAUAACCAUACUUUUAAUCGCGUAUCAGUAUCGUAUCAGACACUAUGUGGGUAAGAAUAAAUGUUAAUGCAUAUUAACUGCUAGCUUUCCGUACAGAUAUAGGCUUAAGCCAUCAUAACCGAAUUAUUCGAUAAAUCGAAAAAAAAAAAAACACACACCAAUGCAUCCUUCAAUAGCUUAGAUAGAACUUGUCUCGUCUGUGUAUUAAGUUUUAGUUCAGUUUCAUGUCUCUCUAGUUUGCCUUUGAUAGGCCAUUAUUGCAUCAAAACAGCCACAAUGAUAACAUUAUAAAACCUACAGAAAGAUGCUCCCAAUUAGAUACAAAAUAAUAAAUUGCAGUGCUCGUAAUUAUGAGUGCUGAUAGUGAGGUGAACUCAAACUAUACUAGAAAUGAUCAAAUUUGCGGUGAAAUAGAAACUGAUCGGAGCCUAGCAAGUAGUGGAUACCUAUUUUCGAGAUGGGGUGAGCGGCUGGAGCAGCGAGUCUGCACCAAAUUGAGCUAAUGACAUGUGAUAAUAAUUUCUAUUUAUAUUUUUUCGUUUUCAUAUAUUUUAGUUAUUAGGUAUGAAAUAAAUAGCAACAUUGCAAAUCAACGUAAACAGUAGAAUAUUUUUCUUUUUUUCAAUACUUGGUUGGAUAGAAAGGCAAACCACUCAGUUACGCUACCUUUCCGGUGCGAUAAGGCUUUAUCGAAGCAGAAAAUUGAUAACAUUAGAUGGUUCUUUUCGUUCAUGCCUUUACUGGUACACGAUCACUCAACCGGCAAGCUUUUGAAUAUAAGCAGCGGUGAAUGAAUGAAGCUGCAUUCUGAAUUCGGAAUACAAUGAAAAAAGAGAACGACCAUAAAAUCUUUGAAAGAAAUCAAACGAAUUGAGUGUAGCAAAGUCGUCGAGAUUGAACCAUGACGAAAAUGUAUGAAUUCGCAUUUUUUUUUUUUGCUAAAAUCGUUGAUUAAACGCUAACGUACUGAGCUUCAAAGAA